GGAUGAAAAACAAAAACAAGACAGGACCGUCAAAAUCUCCUCUCCUCCAUCGCCGCCCUUUCCCUCUUCUUCAAAAUUAAUUAAUAAUUUGUAUAUUUUGCUUUUAGAAAACAGAAAACAGUAAACUCCAUUUCCAAUUGAGAAAACAAAAGAUCUAUAUAUAUCUAUAUAUAUCACUUCCUUUACACUCACUCUUUCCCCAACCAAGUAAAGGAGAGAGAGAGAGUUUUACAAAAUCUCGCGCGCUCUUUCUCUCUCUUUUGGAAUCAGCACAGUACAAUGCUAGAAUGAAUGGCUCAGUACAGGCAAUCAGGAGGAGCAGCAGCGGACAGGUUCCCCAAUCCACGUGGCGGCCAUUCACCUUCAUCGUCCAACGGCGGCGCCGGCGAUCACGUCUCCAUCGGGAUUCGCUCCACGCCGCUCCACCACCAUAAACCGUCUCGGGCUCGCCGCUCCGGUCGCUCCGACAAGUUCCGCCGGCGCGUCUCCGUGUGCGGCGUCGUUUUGAUCCUCUCGCUCGUUCUCCUCCUCACCGUCUUGGCCUACUAUUACCUUUCCAGAGACACCAAAGAAAUAGAUAGUUAUCUUGCUGAGAAUGAUGAUUUUCUUAGAAAUGUGACACGGACACAGAGGAAUGAAGUCAAGUUUGGCCAGGAUUCAGGUGGGCAUGGUCGAGAUUCAAGGUAUUGGGAUAGAGAUGAUAGAAGAAGGGAUGAAGAUUAUAAUGAAGAUGUGGUGGAGCAUUCUAGCAUGGACUCAAAUGAUGAAACUCAUAAGGGUGAUGAUCUGAUGAGAAUGAAGAAUAGCAACAAGAAGUCCUCUAUUGAUGAUUCUGUCAAGGGUUCAGAUCGGAGAGGCAUUGGAUUGUACAAUGAAGCUGGGCGUAAUGAGUUGAAAAUUUAUGAAGCACAAUAUGAGGCCUCUUUGGAGAAUGUGGGGAAAUUGUCUACGGAAAAUGAAAAUAAUAAUCAGCUAUUUGAUCCUGAGGAUUUGGGAAAGCAGGAUGAUGUAGCUGAAGCUUUUGAUGAGUAUGAUGACGGUUUUGAUUUUCAUGAUGCUCAAACGGAUGAUGACACUGGACAUGGGAAAGGGGACUAUUUAGAUGUAGUAAAUUCGCACAAUGAAGACAGUGGAGACUCUAGGGAGUCCUCUGAUUUUCUUAGUGCCGGAAGGAAGCAUCAGAAUGUGGCUGAGGAUUUGGAUGAAACCUUUACCAAUCCACAUGAGGAUUCUUCUUUAAACUCCCGAAAUAUUGAUAAAUCCAAGACAAAUUCCAGACAUGUUAAUUUCAUUGAAAAGCAAUCUACCAGGACACGUUCAGGUUCAAAAAGAAAACCAAAGCACCGCAAGUUCUCUGGUUCCUCUUGUGAGAUGAAGUUCUCAAACUCUACUGCUCAGCUUGUGGAGCCUUUAGCAAGUCGAAAGUUUGCAAGAUUUUCCUUGCAGUACACAGAAGUAGAGGAGAAGCCUGAUGGACAAGAGCAAUGGGAGCCCAGGUUUGCUGGACAUCAGAGUUUGGAAGAAAGGGAAAAUUCAUUUUUGGCACGUGAUCAGAAAAUAAAUUGUGGCUUUGUUAAAGGUCCCAAAGGAUCCCCAAGUACAGGGUUUGACUUGGCAGAAGAUGAUGCAAAUUACAUCAGUACAUGCCACAUUGCUGUAAGUUCUUGCAUUUUUGGAAAUUCAGAUCGCUUGAGGACGCCAACUGGUAAAACGGUGACUCGAUUGUCAAGGAAAAAUGUAUGCUUUGUUAUGUUCAUGGAUGAAGUUACUUUGAACACACUUUCUUCAGAAGGUCAAGUGCCAGAUAGAAUGGGUUUUAUUGGCUUAUGGAAGGUUGUAGUGGUGAAGAAUCUACCUUAUUCUGAUAUGCGAAGAGUGGGCAAAAUACCUAAAUUAUUGCCACAUCGGCUUUUUCCUUCUGCAAGGUAUUCAAUCUGGCUGGAUAGCAAAUUACGUCUCCAACUUGACCCUCUUCUUAUCUUGGAGUACUUCUUGUGGAGAAAAGGUCAUGAAUAUGCAAUUUCUAAUCACUAUGACCGUCAUUGUGUGUGGGAAGAGGUUGCACAGAAUAAGAAACUGAACAAGUAUAACCAUAGUGUCAUCGAUGAACAAUUUGCAUUCUAUCAGGCUGAUGGGCUGAAAAGAUUUAAUGCCUCAAAUCCAAACAAACUUCUCCCUAGCAAUGUACCUGAAGGAUCUUUCAUCAUUAGGGCACACACUCCAAUGUCAAACUUGUUCUCCUGUCUUUGGUUCAAUGAAGUUGAACGGUUCACUCCUCGUGAUCAACUGAGCUUUGCAUAUACACACCAAAAGUUGAGAAGGAUGAAUCCUGACAAACCUUUUUAUCUUAAUAUGUUCAAGGAUUGUGAGAGGAGAGCCAUAGCUAAGCUGUUUCAUCAUAGGUUAGAGGAAAAGCAUAGUAUUCGCAAAAGUGCAACGGAGUGAAAUAUGUGCUCAGCUUUUUAUUGGAAGUUAGAUUCUAUAUGUUGUGUUGGGCAAUACACUUCUUGAAUGCCUGGUGGGGCAAUGCCCUGUAAAGUUCUCAAUGUUGCACAAGUGCUGCUUGUGGAUGUGAUGCAUGAAAUUUUGUGAUUGAUGGAUGGGAAGAUUGUAGCAAAUGCAUAAUCUUUUAGGCAGUUAGCCUUUGUGGUGAGCUCAACAUUCUUCAGUUAUUUCAACUGGCUAUGUCCCCGUCGAAACUGAUAAAUGCAUUCUGUUUUAGUGUCCGCAUUGUAAUAAUUUUUUCCAUUAUUUUGGAUGCAAGCAAAGCACCCAGUAUUGGUAGCUAUUCUAUGUAUCUUACCUUCAUAGCACUAGUUUGUUGUUAUCUGUAAGAAAUUUUGUUGUCAGCUUGUAUGAUAUUUUGGUUAUUUUGCCA
This is a messenger RNA of Quercus robur (English oak), 2878 nucleotides long. RefSeq lists its product as uncharacterized. The coding region runs from base 292 to 2445 and encodes 717 amino acids. The transcript is spliced from 7 exons. NCBI's taxonomy places the organism in Eukaryota, Viridiplantae, Streptophyta, Magnoliopsida, Fagales, Fagaceae. The record is from RefSeq and is a predicted model, not a curated record.